AUAUGGUUAGGGUUCAGCCGGAAGUAUAAGCUGGUAAGGCGCGGCUGCCACCUCCUCCGUUUUUACCUGCUUCGCCUCCAAAGGUGAAGUACAGGACGAUGCCGAAGCUCUCCUCCUCCCUUAUCAUCCGCUCCUUCUAUCUCCCCUACCUCGUCGGAGCCGUCCACUUCCCCUCCACCUUCACAACCACCGUCGCAGCCGCUGCCGGAAAGCUAUCUGCCGAGCCUCAUUUCAUGGCCGACUACCUCGUCGCCUCCUGUGGCCUCUCCCUGGAGAAGGCGGUGGAAGCCUCGAAGAGCCUCCGCCGCAUCAAAUCCCGUCAACAACCCGACUCCGUUUUGGAUUUCUUCAAAAAACACGGUUUUGAUGACUCCCACCUCAAAAAGCUUGUAUCUUGGAACCCCAGAUGGCUCGCCUUCAACGUGGAGGAGACCCUUGCCCCAAAGUUCCGUGCUUUGCAUGACCUCGGCUUCACCGGCCCCGACCUGACCCACGUCGUUAUGUCGAACCCCGUCGUCAGCAACCAUAACCUCCACCGCAUCGUCUCUAAGAUCCAGGUGUGGAGAGACCUUCUUGGUUCUGAUGAACAUUUGAAGAAAUUCCUCAAGGGAAAUCAGUGGCUUCUCGGCCACAGCGUCGAGAAGACGAUCCAGCCCAACCUCUCGGUGUUGAAAGACUGCGGCAUCUCAGACCAGAGGAUCACGCUGGUCUUGAAGAAGCAUCCGAAGUUCAUCCUCCAAAAGCCUGAUGCAUUAAGGGCAUUGAUUGAUCGUGCCAAGGGGUUGGGAGUUCUACCGGGCUCGACGAUGUUCCACUGGGCUCUCUGGGUUCUGUACAAGGUCGGCCAGGAGAAGUUCAAUGCCAAAUUGGAGGCCAUGAGAGGCUUUGGUUGGUCAGAGGCCGAGUUCCUUGCUGCAUUCCGGAAGGCCCCUGGUUUCUUGACAGGUUCAGUAAGCACGAUGCGGGAGAAGAUGGAUUUCUUGGUGCAGCAGGCAGGCUGUGCCCCGUCCUAUGUUGCACGCCACCCAGUGCUUCUGACGCUGAGCUUGGCAAAGAGGCUGGUUCCAAGAAAUCGAUACUUGGAGGCUUUGAAGUCAAAAAAGUUGCAUGGUGGAGAAUAUGAUGUGUACACGGCCAUGGUGUGUGCAGAGAAGAGGUUCUUGGAGUAUUAUGUCCUCCGACAUGUAAAUAAGUUCCCAGAGCUCAAUGAAUUGUAUGCUGUGAGUCUUGAAGGGAGAAAUGCUCUGUAGUUCUGUACAAUAAAAUGGGCAGCUUGACGUUUUCCUCCUAUCAUGUUCUUAGGUAUCACUUCUUUACUCUUUGAACAUGAACAAUGCAUAUGAACCCGUAAGUGGAUUGAUA
Messenger RNA from Phoenix dactylifera (date palm), 1362 nucleotides. Its product is annotated as transcription termination factor MTERF8, chloroplastic-like. NCBI's taxonomy places the organism in Eukaryota, Viridiplantae, Streptophyta, Magnoliopsida, Arecales, Arecaceae. The record is from RefSeq and is a predicted model, not a curated record. Gene Ontology annotation, biological process: regulation of DNA-templated transcription. Gene Ontology annotation, molecular function: double-stranded DNA binding.